ACUGAAGUUUUGAAAAAUCUGGAACAAAUAUACAUGAAAUAAAAUAAUACUUCUAAAUCUCAAAGCUAAAGGUUAACCUAAAAAAAGUUAAAUUUGCUAACAGAAUAAAGGUUAAAAUUUAUGAAACUGCUAUCUAAGUCUCUGUAUUAGACUUAAUAAUGCAUAUGGCCAGUAAUUUAAUUCGUAGUACUGCAACCAGAGGCCCUAACAUAAAAUAUUCUUCGCGAAUAACACGUAAUGUUACAAAAGUUGUAUCACAAUUACACAUUAAGCCGGUAAAUACUCGGCUGUUAUGGAAUGUUAGUGUAAAGGGACCCAGGAACUCCAGAUUAAGCAGUUUAAGCCCUGGUCAAUUCCAACAGUCAAUAAGCAUUAGGCAAUAUUCAACUGGUAAUAAGGAAGACACUGAAGAGGAAGUUAUAGGAGAUGUAAAAGAUGAGACUCCACUGUUCUCAAGUCAUUUGCCAGCGACAGUAGCGGUUCCUGAAGUCUGGCCACAAGUUCCUGUUAUUGCUAUAAACAGAAAUCCAGUCUUCCCAAGAUUUAUUAAGUUGAUUGAGAUAUCAAAUCCAGCGCUAAUUGAUUUAAUCAGACGUAAAGUAAAACUAAACCAGCCCUACAUAGGCAUAUUUCUCCGCAAAAAAGAGGAUGACAAAUCAGAUAUUGUAUCUAGCUUGGACGACUUGCAUGAUGUUGGAGUGUUUGCACAGAUACAUGAAAUGCAGGACAUGGAAUAUAAGCUACGGCUAGUUGUAAUGGCUCAUCGAAGAAUUAAGAUCACGGGACAGUUCAUUGAGGAUGAGAUUGAAACUGGACCUGCUGAAAUGAAGCUCAAAUUUCCGAUAUUUAACACGGAACUUAACGUAACCCGAGAAGAGACAGAUGCUGAACGAAGGAGACGCAAGUACAGGAACUCGAGGAAGAAGUCGGAGGCCGAAGUGAAGGAUGACGACGUCAAGGAAACAAAGAAAGCGACGCCGGACCAGGUGCUCAUGGUGAAAGUUGAGAACAUGGUACAUGAGAAGUUUAAACAAAAUGAAGAAGUGAAAGCCUUGACUCAGGAAGUUAUUAAGACUAUUCGGGAUAUUAUUAAUCUGAAUCCUUUGUAUAGGGAGUCUCUUCACCACAUGCUAGCCCAGGGUCAGCGCGUGGUUGACAAUCCGGUGUAUCUGAGUGACCUGGGCGCUGCGCUCACCGCCGCAGAGCCCAGUGACCUGCAGGCUGUGCUAGAAGAGAUGGAUAUACCCAAGCGCCUAUUGAUGUCCCUAUCACUGCUGAAGAAAGAAUACGAGCUGUCAAAGCUGCAGCAGAAGAUCGGCAAGGAGGUGGAGGAGAAAGUGAAGCAGCAGCAUAGGAAGUACAUACUGCAUGAGCAGCUCAAGGUAAGUUGA
Molecule: messenger RNA, 1391 nt
Organism: Leptidea sinapis
Lineage: Eukaryota; Metazoa; Arthropoda; Insecta; Lepidoptera; Pieridae
Gene: Lon
Product: lon protease homolog, mitochondrial
Exons: 6
Coding region: 159-1391 (410 amino acids)
Biological process (GO): protein catabolic process; mitochondrion organization; chaperone-mediated protein complex assembly
Cellular component (GO): mitochondrial matrix
Molecular function (GO): single-stranded DNA binding; ATP binding; ATP-dependent peptidase activity
Source: RefSeq, a predicted model, not a curated record